UUACUUAUCAAUAAUAAAAAAUAAUAACAAUAUCAUACUGCAAAUCGUAAUAGCACGUAAUAAUGUUAAUACAACAAUAUUAUUAUUAUUAUUAUUAUUCGUCGCGCAGAGCACGCUCAACACCGCGUUAAGCGUUUAUCAGAUUUUCAGUUUUCACACUACGGUUUCGUCAAUCCUCACAGGACACAGUAAUAUCGUUCAUUGAUAUUGUUUGUCGUCUCGACGUGGUGUCGACUGUCAGCGUGCACCAAACACCGGUACAUCGCGUCCAGUUUUCAACGGACUACGGCGAGGCCUGAGCACCAUGAGCGAAUCAUUCUCCAACGGUUGUGAACAGGAAGCGCUAAAGUUCGCUAGUCAUCUGUCGCCGACCAAAAUUGGCAUGCUCGCCCCGAGCCCAAUAGUGACCAGACGGACAAGAACUGAUUCAACGUCUGCUCUUGCUCUCAAGAAUCCGCAAAUAUCUGGAAAGGUCAAGUACUUUUGCAAAUCUAAAGGACACGGCUUUAUCACUCCAGAUAAUGGUGAUCCAGACACAUUCGUACAUAUAUCAGAUAUUGAAGGAGAAUUUGUUCCGUUACCUGGCGAUCAAGUACACUAUCGUCUCUGCCCCAUUCCUCCAAAACUAGAAAAGUUCCAAGCCGUACAUGUGGAAAUUGUUAAUCUAACACCUCAAGUACAUUUAAAAUGGGAUGCGCCAGAAAACAAUUAAAUCCUUCAUGAUAUUUUAGUGAUCAUUUGUACACAAAUAUGUCCAUUAAUGUGUGAUGUUUUGCAAAUAUCUAAACCUUCAUUAAAACUGGUACAUUCCAAUUGUCCAUGCUCUACAAUAUAACGAAGAGACUUUAUCAGUUUUACUGAUAUUUUUUUUUUUGAUUUUAGCUAAGUGCCAAAAUAAAAUAAUCCAUCUAAUUAUACAUAAUUUUUUAAGAUAUUUGCUUCAAUAGUUUUAUAGGUAUUAUUGUAUCAAUCUAGAUUAAUUAUUCAUUAUACGUUUAAUGUCAAAUUUUUAAAUGACAAAGUUUAAUUAAUAAAUCAUUAGAUAAAAACUUACCCACUUUUAUAAUAAUUAUUUUUUAAUUAAACUAUUUUAUACAAAUGUAUUUUUAUGUAUGUAAAUCCAUUGCCACUUAAUAUCAGAAUUGCAUAUACUUAAAUUAUUAUAAUAAAUUAUAUUAACGGUAAAAAAUUAUCAAAAGCAAUGCAGCAAAGGUAAACUAUUAUCAAAUUAAUUUUUUUACAGUGGAUUUAAUACUUUUAUCAGUUGUAUCAUAAUUAACAACUUAGUCAGUUAAUGCUGUAAAAUAUAAUCAAACAAAAAAAUUGUUAGGUAUGUAAUGAAAUAGUUCGGUAAUACAUAUAAUUAAAAUUAUAUGUAUGCUCAUUAAAAAAAUAAACAACAAUAUAAUAUAUGCCUUUAUUUUUUUCAAGUUACUUUUUAUAAUAAACAUAACAGUUAUGUUUAAAUUAUCAUUAAAUUGUAAGAAUAUUAAUUGGGGUUGAAUUUUCAUCAUUCAUAAUUUUGAUGAAUUUUAAUUUUUGAACAGUGUAUGGUUUUUCAUUAAAAUUAUAUCACAUUUGUUAACUAAUACAUUUUGUUACUUUAAUAAUACAUCGGUAUACUAUUGUUAUAUUGAUUUACAGAUAUAUAUAUAUUUAUAUAUAUAUAUUAUGUUUGUAAAAAUAUGAGUAGUCUAAUUUCCUUUUUUAAAGUAUAUUUUUUGAUUGUUGUACUAUGCGUUUUUAAAACUAAUGCCGCAUUGCUUAUGUUAAAUAUAAUUUAGUAUUUUAGUAUUGCACUUUAACAUCGAUGUACAUUGAUCAUGUAUUAAUUUUAUAUUCAAAUGUGUCCCAAUAAUAAAUGCAAUUUUAAAAGUGAUCUAAUCCUUUGCAAUUUUGUUUAUCAAAAAUUGUACUUACCUUUAAUUUUCUAAAUAAAAGUAAGGUUGUUUAUACAUUUACACAUCAUUUUGAAUAGCUAAUAUUUUGGUAAUUAGUUAAUUUUCCGUUAUAUACAUGUAUUUAUUUUUAUUAAAAAUGAUUUUAUUUUUUAUAAUUUUAAAUGACCUUAACUACUUAUAUUAUUAUUUUCAAUAUUGUGUAACUCCCUAAUCAAUAUCUAUAGUUUUAUUAAGUGAUUUUUAUAAUCUUUCAUAAUUUAAUGUAAUUAAUUAAAUACUUAAGUUUUAUAAGUAAAUACGUUGAAUUAUCAAUUUCCAAUAUGAUGUGUUGUAGAAUGUAGAUAAAUGUUGAUAAAUUAAUUGUAUUAAUAUAAUAUUUCCAGUUAUUUGUUGAUGGUAAA
Rhopalosiphum padi (bird cherry-oat aphid) is the source of this 2302-nucleotide messenger RNA. Its product is annotated as cold shock domain-containing protein CG9705. The coding region runs from base 305 to 712 and encodes 135 amino acids. Lineage: Eukaryota; Metazoa; Arthropoda; Insecta; Hemiptera; Aphididae. Gene Ontology annotation, cellular component: cytoplasm. The transcript has 4 exons. Gene Ontology annotation, molecular function: mRNA 3'-UTR binding. The record is from RefSeq and is a predicted model, not a curated record. Gene Ontology annotation, biological process: regulation of mRNA stability.